CAUUAACUCAGUCUACCCCGCAUGCAUCUCACCACAUGAUAUCCUCUGCAUUGAGCAAAUUUUCAAAGGGUGAAGUAGAAUUGCGGGAGGCUCUCAUUUUAGGACAACCUGAGCGAUGUAGAAGUCCAAAUCUCCAAGUGAUUUUCCCCCGAGAAGUACGAGUAUUUAAGUCCACCAUGCUGGUCUAAGUUUGAUAUAAUCUUAUUUUCGAGAACUACUCCUCCGUCACCGCGAUUCAUCAGCUUUAACUGUCAUAAACUGUGUAGCUGCCUCAGAUAAUCUCCAGGAACCGUUCUCUUCGAUAUAGGCUCUGAGGAUGUGUAAAUUCAGAUUCCCACUCUCGCUUGAAACAGACAUAAUAGCUCUCCGGAGAAUUCUACAUAUUUGGACGAAGGAUUGUGUCUAGCACUGAUUCUGUAAUUCUGGUUUGAGUUCAAACCGAUUUGAACUGAAGAAAAUAGAAUGUCCAUGACGGCCACUGAGCUGAUUUAAAUUUGACCUGGUUUUAGUUGGAUUACCGUUCCUGCACAGAACUGCAUUCGGUUCAAAAAGAAAUGGCGAAGUUCUUCGGAGCUGCCAUUGCCAUAAGUAGUUUGAUUCUCUUCAUAGGCACAGUUGGCAUAUUGGGAAUGGGACGAGACCAUUUCAUGAACAGCUCAAAGUCCGUCGAUUACAGGGAUUAUAUAACAGGUGUGGUUAUCUUCGGGGACUCCACUGUGGAUGUAGGCAACAACAAUUACCUUCUCACCGUGGUGAAGAGCAAUUUCGAGCCGUAUGGAACAAAAUUCGAAGGGGGAGGUGCCGCUGGUCGCUUCUGUGAUGGGCAGAUAGCCAUAGAUUUUAUAACUCGAAAAAUUGGCUAUCCGUUGCCGCUACCAUAUUUGGCACCCAACGCGCAUGGAAAAGCCAUUCUCACUGGCAUCAACUUCGCAUCAUCAGCUUCAGGCUGGUAUGAUAAGACGGCUGAAGCCUUCAAUGUGAAAGGGUUGACGGAACAGCUUCUGUGGUACAAGAAUUGGAAGAACGAGGUGGUGUCCUUGGCUGGUCAAGAGGAAGGGAACCACAUCAUCAGCAAUGCCCUGUAUGUUUUUAGCACUGGCUCCAAUGACUGGAUUAAUAAUUACUACUUAUCCGAUGAUUUGAUGGAGCAAUACACCCCCGAAACAUACACUACCUUCCUCAUCAGCCUUGCCCGCUAUCACAUUCAGGAGCUCUACGACUUAGGUGGUCGCAACAUUGCGGUGUUGGGGCUCCCGCCGCUAGGGUGUCUGCCUUCUCAGAUAACCUUGAAUGGCAAAGGAAACCCAGGUUGCGUUGAGGAUUUCAACAUAGUUGCGAAGGAUUUUAAUGACCAGUUGCGCGCACUAGUCGCUGAACUGAAGCAGACUUUCCGCAAAGGACGUGUCGGGUACCUGGACACCUACACCAUCCUCGACAAAAUUGUCCACAAUCCUGAAUCAUAUGGAAUAUCUGAGACGAGAAUCGGGUGCUGUGGCAUUGGGACAAUCGAGACCGCAAUUCUCUGCAACAAAGCAUCAGUCGGCACCUGCCCAGAUGCGUUCCCCUAUGUCUGGUGGGACAGUUUCCAUCCCACCGAUCAUGUUUACAGUUUGAUCGCAGUGGAUUUGUUUAAUCAGGCUCUGCCUGUAUUCGAUGGUUCAACUCCCCAGCCCUAAACACUGCUAUAGUUAGUCAGUUAUGUUGUAAGCGAUCUCGGAUCAUGUGGUCCGAACACAGUCAAUCACACAUCCGAAGCCCAACUCAUACAAUGAAUGGUGUCGUCACCAUCCCACGUCGACAAGAGUUCAGAGGGGCUUCACAAGACGAUGCGUACAUGACAAGCUAGAAGAACAGUUCGACACCAUUGUUGGGUGGAGAAAAGCAGAGGCGUAUUCUACACCAUUCUACUACAUUUUGAAAGAACACCGUACUAGAGAAAAAAACACUACAAUAUAUUAUUUGUAUAAGUGUUUUAAACAUCAUUGAUCAUGGACUGAAUUCCAGGAUUCGAGUUCAGUAUGUUACUGUAAUGGAAACAACAUUUUUAGGAUUCUGA
Messenger RNA from Physcomitrium patens, 2056 nucleotides. The record is from RefSeq and is a predicted model, not a curated record. NCBI's taxonomy places the organism in Eukaryota, Viridiplantae, Streptophyta, Bryopsida, Funariales, Funariaceae.